This is a messenger RNA of Colletotrichum karsti, 762 nucleotides long. RefSeq names its product isopentenyl-diphosphate delta-isomerase. Gene Ontology annotation, biological process: isoprenoid biosynthetic process; isopentenyl diphosphate biosynthetic process. Lineage: Eukaryota; Fungi; Ascomycota; Sordariomycetes; Glomerellales; Glomerellaceae. Bases 1 to 762 code for a protein of 253 amino acids. Gene Ontology annotation, cellular component: cytoplasm. The transcript is spliced from 3 exons. The record is from RefSeq and is a predicted model, not a curated record. Gene Ontology annotation, molecular function: isopentenyl-diphosphate delta-isomerase activity.
AUGUCGACCACCACCACCACGAACACCGAGGCCAUCACGGCCGAGUCGAUCCUCCGCCUCUUCCCCGAUAUCGACACCAGCACCGAGGCGCUCUCCGGCCACGAUGCCGAGCAGAUUCGGCUGAUGGACGAGGUGUGCAUCGUCCUCGACGAGAACGACAAGCCCAUCGGCAACGCCAGCAAGAAGGCCUGCCACCUGAUGACCAACAUCGACAAAGGCCUCCUGCACCGCGCCUUCUCCGUCUUCCUGUUCGACUCGGAGGACCGCCUGCUCCUGCAGCAACGCGCGUCCGAGAAGAUCACCUUCCCCGACAUGUGGACCAACACGUGCUGCUCGCACCCGCUGGGCAUCCCCGGCGAGACGGGCUCGAACCUGGAGGACUCGGUUGCCGGCGUGAAGCGCGCCGCGCAGAGGAAGCUGGAGCACGAGCUCGGCAUCGACCCCAAGCAGGUCCCGUUCGAGGACUUCCACUUCCUGACGAGGAUUCACUACAAGGCGCCCAGCGAUGGGAAGUGGGGAGAGCACGAGAUUGACUACAUCCUCUUCAUCAAGGCCAACGUCGACCUCAACAUCAACAAGAACGAGGUCCAGGCCACGCAGUACGUCAGCGCCGACGAGCUGAAGAAUCUGUUCAAGCAGCCCGACCUCAAGUUCACGCCGUGGUUCAAGCUCAUCUGCGAGAGCAUGCUGUUUGAGUGGUGGUCGAACCUUAACUCCGGUUUGGAGAAGUACACCAACGAGCAGGAGAUUCGUCGCAUGUAG